AGCCGUUGUUAUUGAAAAAUCACUGCGCUCUGAGCUUGUUUCUACCUCGGGACGGUUCUCUCCCAAGGCACACAGAUUUCUGCUUGAGAGAAGCCCUCCCUACCUCCCUGUUCAGCAUUCCAGCUCCAGCUGGUUAAAACCCCCGCAGGACCAUGGCAACCUCUGUUCUCCAAAUGGCUGGACUGGUGCUUGGUGGUGUUGGCAUGGUGGGCACAGUGGCAGUGACCAUCAUGCCCCAGUGGCGAGUGUCUGCCUUCAUCGAAAGUAACAUCGUGGUUUUUGAGAACCUCUGGGAAGGCCUGUGGAUGAACUGCAUGAGGCACGCCAAUAUCAGGAUGCAGUGCAAGGUCUACGACUCUCUGCUGGCUCUUACUCCUGACCUCCAGGCAUCCAGAGGACUGAUGUGCGCUGCGUCCGUCCUGUCCUUCCUGGCUUUUAUGACAGCCAUCCUCGGAAUGAAGUGUACCAGGUGCACGGGCGACGACGAGAACGUGAAGAGCCGCAUCCUGCUAACAGCCGGAAUCCUCUUCAUCAUCACUGGCUUGGUGGUGCUCAUCCCUGUCAGCUGGGUUGCCAAUUCCAUCAUCAGAGACUUCUACAACCCGCUGGUAGACGUGGCCCUAAAGCGUGAGCUCGGGGAAGCCCUCUACAUCGGCUGGACCACAGCACUGGUGCUGAUUGCCGGAGGAGCGCUUUUCUGCUGCGUGUUUUGUUGCACUGAGAGAAGCAGCAGCUACAGAUACUCUGUUCCAUCCCAUCGCACCACUCAAAGGAGUUUCCACGCGGAAAAGAGAUCCCCGAGCAUAUACUCCAAAAGUCAGUAUGUGUAGUUGUUUGUGUGUGUGUGUGUUAACAGCACCUAUAAAGCCAAGCUAAUCACUGAACCAGCCACUGUUUUCAAGAAAUGGAACCCAGGGUGUAUCCAUUUACCUUUCCUAACUGCCCAACUCUCAUUACAGGAAAUAUACACAGUCUGUGAUUCUAUAAAUGAUUUUAGGAGAAUGAGGUAUUGUGCACGCUGCUUCAAUUGUUCUAGAAGGCAUAGUCAUUUGUUUUCUAAAAUGGUUCACACAGCUUUUCCUUUAUCAGUUACUCUAAAAUGACACAUCUAAAGGCUGUUGGUUUAAGCUGUGAUUUCUCUGUGUCAUGGCAUUAUACAAGUAGAUGAGGGUGGUGGUUAUAUCUCAUACAAAUAGAGACAGGCUUAUGUGGUUCUAUUUAAAGUGAAAUACCAAUCCAUCACGCUGAAUAAAUACAAUUCAGCUAUUGCUUUUCAAGGGGAACUGGGGAUAAAAGAGAAGAAGGCUAAUAUUAAUUGCCUAAAAACAGCUUAAGGAUUAGUGUACUCUAUUUAUAGUGAAGGUUAAAAUGAAGGCUUUAAUCAUUAGUGUAAAGGAAACUAAAUAGCUUUCUGAUAUCCUGCUUUGCAGCCUGUAGGAGUUAGAAAUCCCAUCACCUUCAUCCUUUUGCUCCAGAGGCUAUCUUUUCUUUUGGGUUGGCUGGUUAUUAAGUUAGUAUCUUUAAAAAUUUAAAUCAGAUAUUUUGUCAAAAUAUUUUUAUUCAAACUGCUUUUCCAAGGCUGUGCUAGGAAAAGAGAUUAAACCAGUGGUGUUAGAAAAAUCAACAAUUUCAGAAAAAUUAAUUUAUUUUUACCUUUAAGUUUAGAGAAGAAUGUAUUUUCAAUGUUUUUCAAAUGAAGUCACAUAAGUAAGGGAUUGUGCAUAGCCUUUGGGAUUUAUCAGUAUAAAUGAAGGAGAAAGAUGAUGUGUUUGGUUGUCAUUUUCUCACCCAAAAAAGGCACAACCCCUCCAACUCCAAAAACUUAUCAUUUCUGAACUUCAUGACUACAACAAAGUUGUCGUUUCAGUUCUGUUAAAGGUGAUUUUCUCCACUUGCUAUCUUGGCUGAGUUUUAUUGAGGUGUGAUAUUACUGUGUGUUUCCUCCUAAUUAGAGAUGACUCUUAAUCAGAUUUCAAAUUUCAUAUAUAUGACUAUACUAAUAACAUGAGUAUAUGUUAUUUACUUUGUGUAUUUUAUAUUGACAAAUUGUACUUUUUAUAACAAUAUAACAUUCUUAUAUUUACAUACUUUUUUUACUUCUUUGAGCAAGUUUCUAAAACUUGACUUUUUUUGUUUUGAACAUAGAUUCUGUGUUCAUUUUUGAGUGUAGUGAAUGACUCAAAAUCGAUUUACCUUAUAAUGAUUAUACACAUGCACUAAUAUUUGAUGAAUAUUGAUAAUAUGUUAAGUUGUAGUUAGGUUCAAUGAAACGUAUUUGUUGUAAGUAUUGUGUAUGUAAUCAUCAUGUUUUAAAAA
Messenger RNA from Peromyscus maniculatus bairdii (prairie deer mouse), 2316 nucleotides. It is a transcript of the gene Cldn8, whose product is annotated as claudin 8. Gene Ontology annotation, molecular function: structural molecule activity. The record is from RefSeq and is a predicted model, not a curated record. Gene Ontology annotation, cellular component: membrane; bicellular tight junction. NCBI's taxonomy places the organism in Eukaryota, Metazoa, Chordata, Mammalia, Rodentia, Cricetidae.